This is a messenger RNA of Elaeis guineensis (African oil palm), 3443 nucleotides long. Lineage: Eukaryota; Viridiplantae; Streptophyta; Magnoliopsida; Arecales; Arecaceae. The record is from RefSeq and is a predicted model, not a curated record.
CCUUAACACAGGAAAAAGGCACUGAAGAUGCAAGCAAGAUACUCAGCAACGAUCCUGCAUGCCCAAUUUGUGAUCAAGUGCUCUCCAAAAGCCAUAUGAGACCAAUUGAUAUAAAUCCUGGUGAUGACUGGAUAAAUAUGGCAAUGGCUGGAGUGGCCCCGCAAAUUCUCAUGAAGAGUGCAUAUCGAGGCAUGAUGUUUUGCAUUGAACAAAAGGAAUUAGAGAUGCAACACAAAUUGAACAAGAUCGUUGGGCAAUGCCGACAGAAAUGUGAGGCCAUGCAAGAAAAAUUUAUGGAAAAAUUGGAGCAUGUGCAUGCUGCAUACCAGAAAAUGGCCAAGAGGUGCCACAUGAUGGAACAAGAGAUUGAAAACUUAUCAAAAGAUAAGCAAGAACUACAAGAAAAGUAUGCUGAGAAAUCCAGGCAGAAGAGAAAGCUAGAUGAGAUGUAUGAUCAGUUGAGGAGUGAGUAUGAGUCUGUAAAGCGUUCAGCAAUCCAACCUGCAGGCAACUUCUUUUCAAGAACUGAACCAGAAUUGUUCUCAGGCUUGGGUAACAUGGUGAAUAGCAAGGACCGCCUCAGACAAGAUCCUUCGGUUCUUACUCCUGAAACUCCAGGGCAGAGAGAGGAGAUAUGGCCUUCAGCCAGACAGAAGAGUUCCAACUCGGGUGCCUAUGAUCUUUCUGGGGGCUUACCAGCAAAGACUGCACCAGUUCCUGUAGAUGCUGGAACCAGGAGACAGGCACACUCUUUAUUUGGACCUGGUGCAAGCAAUCCUGCUGCUAUUUUGCGUAAUCUCAUAAUCUCACCCAUGAAGCAGGCCCAGCUAUCACGUAGCCGCCCAUACAUGUUCACGUAAGGUUGAUUCUCUGCUAGUUUUUUAUGAGCUGUUGGGAUACUGUUCCAGCAUGCACACGCAUAUCAAGCGGGUGAUACCUCCUCAGAGGUUGAAACUGUCCCAUUAGGGAUGUGGUCUGCUGGUUGAUAUCUCAAUGCAAAUGAGCAAUAUAUCAACAUGUUCCCCUUCAAUGUUGCUAGGAAUUUUUGUCUGACUGAUCAAGCUGAUGUUUCAGGUUGUAAAAUAGGAGGGAGCUCAGAAUGUUUCUGUGCAGUCAUUGCCACGUGCAGUCUAAAGUAACUAUCUUUGAGAUGCAAUGACAUCAGAGUACGAGUCUACCUGACAUCAACAAUAAUUUUGAGAAGAGAGAUCAUUUGGUUUCAGGAAGUGUCUUGAUACGAGAAUACUUGUAGUGUUUCUUUUUUAUUGCUUUGCAUUUUAAUUGAUGUAGGGACAGAAUUCUCCCAGUGGUACAUAAGAUGAAGCUUUUAAAAAUGAUGUCCGUGCGGGCAACACGAACACAAGUUGCAUAAAAAUUACAGAUUGGGAUAUGGGGACGGGGCAUCAGAUUAUAGACAUGAAAGGAGUUCUAGUGCACCAAUGAAGCUUGGUACUUUCAUGGAGCUUCAAGCAAUUGUUUAUAUAUUUGUCCUGAACCUAACAUGCAUUUUGAAGAAUAAAUCCGGAACAUGAGUUCAUCCUGGACUGUCCCAUUAUUCUAACAUUCCUACUUAUUUCUGCUGGUAAGCCGAAGACUCUUUUCUGCUGUUUGAUGUUGAUGUGUGGUGCAUUGCGUAACUUAUUAUUGGAGACCCUACCAUGUGGCCGAAGUUCUUGAGAGCUAUGGUUUGAAACUUUCAAGCCGGAAACAUCAUCUCUAUUUUCCCCAAACAUUGCUAGGAGUUUUACAACAUUUAUUUUCCUUCACAAGUUUUCUUGCAUCGUUGGUGCUGUUUAAGAUUUUUAGUUGCCCUGCGUUCUUUGGAGGAGUUUCUGAGUGUAACUGGCGAGGUUUUUGGCAAGAGUUGACAUUACAAUAUUUGUUCUUUCCUGAAAUUUUUUUGUUAUGACUCUCUCCGGUAAUCCGAGACUUGGUUGAUAAUCUUGAUAUUUACAUAGGUCAAUGGAGUAGAAAAGCAGAGUUGCGGUAUGAUAAUGUUACCGGGUGCCUUCUGAAUGUAGUUUUUUUAACAACUCACAGGUUACGGCCUAAUUACUUAGAAUGCAUUUUAAUGGAAAAUUCUAAUUAAUUAAUUUUGGUAAUUGCGUGGGCAAAUUCAACAAUUGAAUUUUUGAUGCAGGUGUUGGUUCUGUAAGUGUCAUGGCCGGAAAUUUUUUGAUGAUUUUUGCAGCCUGCAGCUUUUGUUAAUUCAAUAUCGAUAUUUUUAUUAAUUAUCCUUUGUGUUCGAAGUUGAGCAGUCAUUUGUGCAUGCAUGAUUGAAGUAUCUGCUAGGGCAACACUGAUACAGGGGUUCACAUUAAUUCUCCAGAUUUUCAUCAACUUGAUUUGAGUUGCAUCUUGCGCACAUACAGAUUUAAAGCGGCAAUUGCACGAUCCAACGGUGGAUUCGUGCGAACGAAGGCGCAUCCUUGUUCCGCGCAAAAGAUACGGCCCUUGUCUCAUUGUUCCGCGGCGUUAAUUAAGCGAGGAACUUGCUAAUCUUAGGCUCUUCGCCUUGGGCGUUUCCCUUCAAAUUUGUAACCCGUUCCGUUUCGAGAGCUCCGGAUUCCGGAAUCGGGCGCCUUUGCUGUGUGCAUGUACGCGCCAACCCGAUCGCGGUAUGAUCCUGCUCAACCUGCUAACCCGCGCCUCCUCUCUCAUCGGCAUUAGAAUUCCACCGACAUCGCCUGUAACGUUCCAAGAUCCGAUCCCCCCUGCAUUUAGGAUGCGGAGGCACCCCUUUCUUGGUCACCGGUCCCGUUGUCGUCUAAAACGGGUCAACCCCGUCGGCAUUCCACGAGGGAAUCCACGAGCGUCGGGGUUUCAAGCAGACCUCCCUCAUGCUGUGGCCCGGUGGACCACCCCAUCGUGCGGAGUAUUUCCCAACGGAGAUCGAAUCUACGGUCCAUCUCAUGUACCUCGCCAGCAGGGCGAUGAGGAGGGGGGGUGCAUCCGAGAUCUCUUGGACUCAGACGUCGUCGUCAACUUCAUGGGCAUCGACGGGAAGACGGCUCUGCACGUCACCGGGCGCCAGGGCUUCCUCGAUGUCGUCAAUUUGCUGCUUCUCAGCGGCGCCGUGGUGGACCCCAAGGACCGGUGAGGCAGCACGAAGGGAACUUAGAUAUGAGCUUUCAUUGCUUCAGCAAAUACGACAUCCAAAUAUUGUCCAAUUUUUGGGUGCUAUAAACUCGGAGUAAUUGAAUGAUGACAGUUAUGGCAUAUCUGCCAAAGGUUGGUUUGUUGAUUCUAAGCUCCUAAUUUUUUUUUGAGCUUUGUGAAAUCUAUAUUUGUGUAUUUUUGGCAUUUGUUGUUCAUCCCAUCUUACAUUUUCUUUUCCUUUCUCCAAACAUGUUACUAGCCAAUUUAACCAGGUUUAGCCUUGUCAUGGCUUCCUCUGGGUUGUGUCAAUAUCAGCCCAAUAAUGCAAGAAAUAUUGUUUUUCA